This is a messenger RNA of Phanerochaete carnosa HHB-10118-sp, 879 nucleotides long. RefSeq lists its product as uncharacterized. Gene Ontology annotation, molecular function: nucleic acid binding. The record is from RefSeq and is a predicted model, not a curated record. Lineage: Eukaryota; Fungi; Basidiomycota; Agaricomycetes; Polyporales; Phanerochaetaceae. The coding region runs from base 1 to 879 and encodes 292 amino acids. The transcript is spliced from 2 exons.
AUGACAAAGCAGACUGAAGGUGGACGCACUAAAAGGGAAGCUAGAAUACUAUUUCGGGCAGGUGCAAACCGUGAUGGCUGGUUCGAUGCUGAUGACCUGCUUCGGCAAGUCGACAAAGCGAUCGACAUCUUCGAAGCGAAGACGAAUGGCUUUGCCAAGGGCCUGUGGUUGUUUGAUAACGCUCCUGGGCAUCAGAAGCGAGCACCGAAUGCGUUAUCUGCCAGAAACAUGACCAAGAACCCUUCUGCAACAUGGCUCCCCAAGAGCGGUGUUCCAAUGCGAGACGGCUGGUUCAUGGAUGGGCAGAACAAGAUUUCGCAGCCUCUCUACUUCCCAGCAGACCAUCCGACGAUGCCGAGAUGGUUUAAGGGGAUGGAGCGAAUCAUCCAGGAGUGUGGUCUCUGGCCGGAGCGCGGUUUGAAGGCUCAAUGCUUUGACAGCUUUGCCAAGUGCCUACCAGGCCGCACCGGCUGCUGCUGUCGGCGUUUGCUCUUCAACCAACCUGACUUUGUCUCGCAGAAGCCCCAGCUGCAGGAAUAUAUUGAGUCCCGCAGUCACUUCUGCGACUUCUAUCCCAAGUACCACCCAGAAACUAACUUCAUAGAGCAAUACUGGGGCUAUUCAAAGCUCCAUUACCGCAAUACACCUCUGACAAACAACAUUCAAGAGAUGGAGAAGAAUGUGAAGGAGGCCCUUGACAAGGCUUCGCUCCUUCAAAUUCGGCGAUGGGCAAAUCGUGCCGCCCGUUUCAUUUCCUCAUACGCACAGGGUCUCGAUGGCGCGGAGGCGGCAUAUGCGAACCGGAAAUUCCACGGGCACCGGAUGUUACCAGCCCAUGUCGCAGCUUCUUUGAAGGAAGAGUUUAAAGAAAUGGCUUAA